UUAAAAAAAAAUCUAAGUGUUUUUAGCUAUCGAAAGAUGCAAAAUUUGGUCAUUCAUCACAGACCACCAGUGAUUUCAAGAGGGAAACAUCCCUUGUUGGUUCUUGUGGAUUCAUUUCCAUCUUUUCACAGCGUUUCAAGAGCACCCACUUCUCCUUCAUUGCAAUGUAGAAAAAUAUCGAGAUUGAGUUCAACGUGCAGCGCAUUCAGAACACGAGCAUCCAAUGUGGGUUUUGGAUCUGGGGGCUAUGAAGAGAGGAAGGAAAAUGAGGACCAUAAAAGUAUUGCAAAGGUCCCGGGGAGUGACAGUUCAUCAGAAGCGGUGAAGCCUUUGAGUCAAAUUCCUUACCCUCUCUCCAUUGCUUUUGUGCUAUUGGGGUGUACUUUAGUGUUAUCACUAAUUGCCUUCGCAAAAGGUGGACCUUCAUCUCUCUUAGCAGCAAUAGCGAAGUCGGGAUUCACUGCUGCCUUCACAUUAAUCUUUGUUUCCGAAAUUGGAGACAAGACGUUUUUUAUUGCCGCACUAUUGGCUAUGCAAUACGAGAAAGGACUGGUUCUGUUGGGGUCAAUGGGUGCUCUUUCUCUUAUGACAGUCUUGUCUGUAAUAAUUGGACGGAUCUUUCAGUCGGUCCCUGCUCAAUUUCAAACCACCUUGCCAAUCGGAGAAUAUGCAGCGAUAGCUCUUCUUGUGUUCUUCGGUUUAAAGUCCAUAAAAGAUGCAUGGAACCUUCCGCCAGCAGUGGCAAAGAAAGGUGCCGAGAGAGGCCCUGAACUUGAUGAGUUUGCGGAAGCUGAGGAACUUGUGAAAGAACAGGCAUCAAAAAAGCUCACAAAUCCACUUGAAAUUCUCUGGAAGUCGUUCAGCCUUGUAUUCUUCGCCGAAUGGGGAGAUCGUUCAAUGCUUGCUACUAUCGCACUAGGCGCUGCGCAGUCACCAUGGGGUGUGGCAAGUGGAGCCAUUGCAGGACACCUACUUGCAACAUCGAUUGCAAUCGUGGGAGGAGCACUUCUUGCCAACUAUAUUUCUGAGAAACUGGUAUGGUCGGAAAAUAUUCAGAUACCUGCUUUUCAACUUAAUAUGAUGCAAUCGCCAUAUGUUCGAUCAGGUUGGUUAUUUGGGGGGAGUGCUCUUUCUCGUUUUUGCGGUGGCAACAUUUUUUGGGGUUUUCUAAUUGAUUAUACGAAGCGUAUAGAGAAACUCGGGCUAGUUUCCGGCACAAUCGAUGCAAUACAAUGCAACUGCUGGACAUGAAAUUUAUCAUUGCAGAAAACGAUGAGGGGGAAAUGUGUUGCAGUGGGGUUAUUAAGAGGCUGCCAUCUUAGUUCUUUGAAGCAUCCUUGGAACAAUUG
Molecule: messenger RNA, 1349 nt
Organism: Hibiscus syriacus
Lineage: Eukaryota; Viridiplantae; Streptophyta; Magnoliopsida; Malvales; Malvaceae
Product: protein PAM71-homolog, chloroplastic-like
Exons: 10
Coding region: 37-1251 (404 amino acids)
Biological process (GO): manganese ion transmembrane transport; Golgi calcium ion transport; calcium ion transmembrane transport
Cellular component (GO): chloroplast; Golgi apparatus
Molecular function (GO): manganese ion transmembrane transporter activity; calcium ion transmembrane transporter activity
Source: RefSeq, a predicted model, not a curated record